Molecule: messenger RNA, 6032 nt
Organism: Oncorhynchus gorbuscha (pink salmon)
Lineage: Eukaryota; Metazoa; Chordata; Actinopteri; Salmoniformes; Salmonidae
Product: serine/threonine-protein kinase D3-like
Exons: 21
Coding region: 96-2594 (832 amino acids)
Biological process (GO): protein phosphorylation
Molecular function (GO): protein serine/threonine kinase activity; ATP binding
Source: RefSeq, a predicted model, not a curated record
AAAGGUUCACAACAGUAGCUGUACUUUUAAGAGUGGAUGUUAAGGUGUCUGUUGAAGGAGAGGAGAUCAGGCCUGGAAGGUGUAAGCUGGACCAUAUGGACUCUGGAAUAUCAAGUUCUCUCUCCAGCAUGUCGAUGACCCAGUCCAGCCCUGGUCGACCCCCCCACACCGCUGCCCCCGGGCCCCUCCAGGGUCCUCUCGGCACUGCUCUGGUCCAGUUCCAGCUAGGCCUCUUCAGGGAGGUGGUUCGGGUGUCUGGGGGGCAGCUCAGCUACUGCCAUGCCAAGAGACUGGCUGCAGAGAUCAUAGAACGCAAGGCUCCAGACUGUAGUGUGGUGGGUAUUGGGGAGAAGGUCCUCCUGUUCAGACACCAGACAGGCUCGGAACACCUCCUCCACAGACUCACGGACCAGGAUGCACUGCUGGACGGCGACCUCAUAGAGAUCAUCCUCUCAGGAUCAGCUACUGUGACGAGGAUAAAGAUCCGCCCACACUCCCUGGCUGUCCAAUCAUAUCGCACCCCCACCUUCUGUCAUCACUGUGGGGAGAUGCUGUGGGGGUUGGUACGUCAAGGGUUAAAAUGUGAAGGUUGCGGGUUAGACUUUCAUAAGCGCUGUGCGCUGCAGUUGCCUAGUGACUGUAGCCAUGCACGCCGUCGUGUGUGUGGCCCCAGCCUGUCCUUAUUCCCCCCUGCCAGGCCCCGGACACACUCCCUCUCCACACCUGCAGGGGGCAGUAUGGAGGAGAUCAGUAUGUUCAAGCCCGGGCCCAGACCUCCGUCGUGGGCAGAUCAACCGGUGUGGCUGGGGCUGGUCCAGGGAAAGGGUGGCGUGGCGGGGAGGGCCAGGGUGCCACACACCUUCCACAUCCACAGCUACACCAAGCCCACCGUGUGCCAACAUUGCUACCACCUCCUUAAGGGCCUGUUCCGUCAGGGCCUGCAGUGCUCCGACUGUAAGCUGAACUGCCAUCGUCGCUGUGAGUCCUCCCUGGUCCCCGCUGACUGUCCUGGAGUGAGGACCAACACCAAUGGGGAAGGAGACUCCGUGGCCAGUCUGGGCUAUAAGGACGACACAGAGGAGGAGGAUAUGAGAUGCAGUAUGACAUCACUAGAAGACCAUGACGAUGAGCCGUCUACUGAGGACCCAUUUGCUGAGAUCAAGGAGGUGGGACAACAGCCACCAAUCACUCCGUGUUUCAGUAGUUAUAUUCCUCUGAUGCGGGUGGUCCAAUCAGUUCGUCACACUAAGAGAAGGACCAGUGGAGUCCUGAGAGCGGGCUGGCUACUGCAUCACACCAACACCGACACACUGAGGAAACGUCAUUACUGGAUAUUGGACUGGAAGAAUAUUACUCUGUAUCAGAAUGAGACAAGCACCAAGUACUACAAGGAGCUUCCUCUGUCUAAUGUGCUGCAGGUGCGAGGCCCCGCUCAACUGUCUGGCCCCUUGUUGCCAGACAACAGUGCGCACUCGUUCGAGGUGGUGACGGGCACGCUGGUAUACUGUGUGCUGGCGGGCAGGGACGGGCAGGCCUGGGAGACCGCAGUACGCCAGGCUCUGAUGCCCGUCCAGAGCAGCGGGCAGGCGGGCAAACAGGGACAGGACCAUGGACCCCAGAGUGGAGAGAAACCGGACAUCAGUUCAGUGUAUCAGAUCUUCACCGAGGAGGUGCUUGGUUCGGGACAGUUUGGAGUGGUGUAUGGAGGCACCCACAGACAGUCUGGUCACCCAGUGGCCAUCAAGGUCAUCGACAAAACCCGUUUCCCAACCAAACAGGAGAGACAGUUGAGGAACGAGCAGGCAAUUCUACAGAAUCUGUCUCACCUGGGUGUAGUUCUACUGGAGGGAAUGUUUGAGACCCUGGAGCAUGUCUUCGUUGUCAUGGAGAAGCUCCAUGGAGACAUGCUGGAGAUGAUUCUGUCCAAUGAAAAGGGCCGUCUGCCAGAGCGCACGACACGCUUCCUGGUUACACAGAUUCUAGAGGCCCUGCGCUACCUGCACUUCAAACACAUUGCUCACUGUGACCUGAAACCUGAGAAUGUAUUGGUGGCCUCCCCAGAUCCUUUCCCUCAGGUUAAGCUGUGUGACUUUGGCUUCGCCCGAAUCAUCGGCGAGAAGUCUUUCCGCCGCUCAGUGGUGGGGACGCCGGCCUACCUGGCGCCCGAGGUCAUCAGUAUCCAUGGUUACAACCGUUCGCUGGACAUGUGGGCUGUGGGCGUGGUCCUGUACGUCAGCCUGAGCGGAACAUUCCCCUUCAACGAGGAUGAGGACAUCAGUCAGCAGAUCACCAACGCUACCUUCAUGUACCCCCGUCUGCUCUGGUCUAACAUCUCACUAGAGGCGGUGAGUCUGAUCAACAACCUUCUCCAGGUGUCAGUGAGACGUAGGUUCAGUGUGGGGAAGGCCCUGGGACACGCCUGGCUACAGGACUUCCAGUUGUGGUGUGACCUGAGGGAGUUUGAGCAGAGGAUGGGCUGCCAGUACCUGACCCAUAAGGGAGACGAGGACCGCUGGAGACACCACGCUCAGGAGAGAGGCCUGCACUUCCCUUCUCACCUCCCCUGGACCCCAGGGCACGACAACAGCCUGUGACCCUAAGGCACAAAGGUGAAAGGUCAAUGGCUGGACAAGAUGACUACUGGUGUGUUUCGGUGGUGACCAGCAAAAAGAAAAUGAAUUCUGAUGAACUGAUAAAGAAGCACACAGCGACCUAUGUUUUUUUUAUGGACAAAAGUCUUAUAUGAUCACUGUGAUUUUUUUUGCCAUGAUACUCCUAUACUGCCUGCAUCUGAGUGAUGGAAGCCAGGAGAACAGGCCGUGGCUCGGGUGGCUGAAGUUCUCGAUGAUCUUCUUGGCCUUCCUGUGACACCUGGUGUUGUAGGUGUCCUGAAGGUCAGACAGUGAGCACCCCAUGGUGCGUUGGGCUGAUGGUACCACCCUCUGUAGAGCCUUGCGAUCAGCGGAGGUGUGGUUGCCGUCCCAGGCCGUGAUGCUCUCGAUACCCCUGUCCGCUUGAUGGUGCUGUUCACCAAACAAUAAACAGCAUUGCUCAGUAACUUGCUUAAUUUUUUAUCAAAUAUUUGCAAAUGUAUGGUGUUUAAAAUCCUCUAUAUAGAGUGAAAAAUAGAUACAUUUAAUUGGUGCUAUUGCUUAGGGGGUUUAUAUUAAAGGCUCUAAAAGGGUAUAAAUCUAGGUUGUCUUUCUCUAUCUCUAUCGCUCUCUCCUCCCCCUUUCCCCCUAACCCCGCCCUCUGGCAAAACCCCUCCCACAACCUCUUCUGAGAACAAAAGUGAUCAGUCUCAUCUCUCUCUCCAGAGGAGUCAUGUCCAUAGGGGGCACAGAUUGGUCCUGUUUAAUUGUUGUUGUUGUUGUUUCUCUGUAAUAAUACUAGCAACCUAGCAAUUGUAUAAAGUUGAAUUUAGCCAGCCCAGAUAGGUUCCCAAUCUCCCAACCUCAUAGCUAGCUACUAAGAAGCCAUUUCUAGAGUAGCUAGCUUGUCUAACUAUAGUAUAUUAGCUGGCAUGCCUGCUGGCAAGGUUGGUAAACUUUAGAAAAGCAAGGAAUAACUAAAUGUACUAAAUCAUUCCUUUUAAUCUUAUGCCCAGAUUUUAGAAGAGAUGCAGAGAAGGGUAUUUAGUUUCUUUAUAAAAAGAAGGACCAGUCUGGAGGGUACAGACAGCUUAAGAGUUAUGCUUAAAUAUGCAGAAAAAAAUACUUUUUUUCAUAGAAUUAAACAUAACGAGUGUGGCUCUAGAUUUCAGGGAAAAUAUUAUUCAGGUGUUUGAAACAUGCUAUAUUAUCCACCUUCCGGACUGACGGCCUAGCUCCCUCCAGAACUCCCUCAAGCCUCAUGUACUUUGUUCCCCCUCAGAUUUUUGGGCUGCAAGACACCUCUGUCUCUCUCCGUCUGUCUCUGCCUUUGUGUCUGUCUGUAUGUCACACUCUCUUCUCUCUCUCUCUGACCUGUUUGUGCUUUUUCCUACUCCAUUGUCAUUAUCAAUCCAAACUGAUCGGAGUCUCUGUGUGCUCUGUCUGUGUGAGAGUGAUCAACAGUCCAAAUGGCUCAACAAGGAUGUCUGCUGAACCAGGACCAGCUCUGUUGUUCUUUCUGUAUGGAUCUACUUUAAGGAGUCGGUCACCAUCCCCAUGUGGACACAGUUACUGCUGGAGCUGUAUUGAGGGAUGCUGGGAUCAAGAUGAUUGGAAGGGUGUCUUCAGCUGCCCCCAGUGCAGGAAAAACCUUCACUCAAAGGCCAACUUUGAUGAAAAAUAACAUGCUGACUGAGGCGGUGGAGAAAGUGAAGAAGACAUGACUCCAGGAUGCUUCCCCUCCUGCUCUGUGCUAUGCUGGACCUGGAGGUGUGGCCUGUGAUUUCUGCACUGGGACCAGAAACCCCUCAUGUCCUGUGUGAUGUGUCUGGUGUCUUACUGUGAGACUCACCUCCAAUCUCACUAUGAAAUCCCUGGACCACCGCCCAACUACAGGAGCAGAUAUGUUCUCAUGACAAACUGCUGGAGGUUUACUGUCGUACUGAUCAACAGUGUAUCUGUUAUCUGUGUGUUAUGGAUGAACAUAAAGGCCAUGAUGCAGUGUCAGCUGCAGCAGAGAGAACUGAGAAACAGAGCCAGCUGGGGAUGAGUCAGCAGUUCCAGCAGAGAGUCCAGGACAGAGAGAAGCUUCUGAAGGAGCUCCAGCAGGCUGAGGAGAUUCUCAAGACUCCCGUCAGCUCACACUGGACCCACACACAGCACACAAACUGUCUGAGGAGAACAGAAAGGUGACAUAUACAAGACAACCCCAACCAUAUCGUGACCAUCCAGGUCCAGUCUGGACGCUGUUACUGGGUGGUUGAGAGGAGUGUUCAUAUAGCAGUCUCCUAUAAAGACGUCAUUAGAGGGUCAUCACUGAAACGUCCUGGAGUUUCAACUGCGCCAGCAAUGAUGAGAGUUUCCACCACCAAAGUAUCAGGCCCUCUGUCUUCCAGAGUAGGAGUGUACCUGAAUCACAAGGCAGGUACUCUGUCCUUCUACAGCGUCUCUUCUGAUACAAUGACCCUCCUCCACAGAGCCAAGACAACAUUCACUCAGCCCCUCUAUCCUGGGAUUAUGCUUUGACAUAAACUGUGGUAGAAAUCCCCGUGCUUUUCCCCCCCUCAACGAAUAGAUAUUUAGCUAUAUAAUUCCUUCACCGUUGCUCUUUGGAGAUUGAAUGAAUUAAAUAUAUUUUGAUAAAACAAUGUUUUAAUCUUAUACUGCAUGUUCAAAUUCAUCAAGUGUUUCUGACACAAUGACCCUCCUCCAUAGAGUUCAGACAACAUUCACUCAGCCCCUCUAUAAGGAGUUUGGGGUUUGUUAUCAGCACAGUCAUGAUACUUCAGAGCUGUGUAAACUGUGGUAGAGGUCACCACACUAGAGUGAAGCUUUAUAAUGCUCUUUUCUGAUUUGAUCAUGAGAUUUUUGUUGACUUUACUGUUGUAAUCUCAGAUUCAUCAUUGAUAUAUUUUCACUUUUAUGUCAAAUACUGAAAAUUGUUAAUCAUCACUAAUUAUUAUCUAUGUACUGUAAGUCAAUGAAUCAAAAUAGGUUCCUUGGUAUUAAUCUGUUUUCCUACUAGCAUGUAAUGUGCUGUAAUACGUAUUUAGGUGAGAAUCAUAAACUCCACUCCGAGUUACAUUUUAAUUUAUUAAUGCAUUGAUGUUAAUAGGAGACAUAGUGAACAUUCGACUAAAGUGGAAGUUAGGAUUUGCCCCUAACAUCAUUGGAUAGAUUUCUUUGGGAUAGUUUGCUCUUAGGUUGCACAUACAGCUUGAUCAACUAUCAUAAACCUGUCCAGCUGAUGGGGCUGUUUGCCAAACAAUAAACAGCAUUGCUAAUCUGUAGAUCUGACACUCAGUAAGUCAGUAAUUAGCUACAUUUUCUAUGAAAUCUUUGAAGAUGUAGGGUGUUUCUAAAUCUCUAUUGUAGUGAAUAAUAGAUUGAGUAACUGAUUCUACUGUUCAGGGGCUUGAUAAUAAAGGGUUUUAAACUCUU